This is a messenger RNA of Suncus etruscus (white-toothed pygmy shrew), 247 nucleotides long. It is a transcript of the gene GNG8, whose product is annotated as G protein subunit gamma 8. Gene Ontology annotation, cellular component: heterotrimeric G-protein complex. The coding region runs from base 23 to 235 and encodes 70 amino acids. The transcript has 2 exons. Gene Ontology annotation, biological process: G protein-coupled receptor signaling pathway. Lineage: Eukaryota; Metazoa; Chordata; Mammalia; Eulipotyphla; Soricidae. Gene Ontology annotation, molecular function: G-protein beta-subunit binding. The record is from RefSeq and is a predicted model, not a curated record.
CCAAGCCUUCCCCGCCGCAGCCAUGUCCAACAACAUGGCCAAGAUCGCGGAGGCGCGCAAGACGGUGGAACAGUUGAAGCUGGAGGUGAACAUCGACCGCAUGAAGGUGUCGCAGGCUGCAGCCGAGCUCCUGGCCUUCUGCGAGUCGCACGCCAAGGAUGACCCGCUGGUGACGCCGGUUCCGGCCGCUGAGAAUCCUUUCCGUGACAAGCGUCUCUUCUGUGUCCUGCUCUGAGCCCUCCCGACA